AUGUCUGCAUUAAACAACUUUUUAGAAAUUGUCGAAAACCGUCGUACCAUUUACAAUCUAAAACCAGAAUUGACCGCAGGUGUCACCAUUGAAGAUGUUCAAAAGACAGUUCAAUCCAUUGUCAAGAACACUCCAACUGCCUUCAAUUCUCAACCAAACCGUGCUAUCAUCUUAACCGGAGAAGCACACAAGAGUCUUUGGAACACUGUUGCUGCAGCAAUGCCAUCCGAUGGUGCCAAGAUGAGACCAACUUCAUGUAGAGAUGAAGCUUAUGGUUCCGUUAUUUUCUUCACAGAUGAUAAAGUUACAGAAAAACUACAAGCUGAUUUCCCAGCAUUCGCAGAUGCGUUCCCACAAUGUGCCCAACAUACUACUGGUGCUGCUCAAAUCAUGUCAUGGGCCGCAGUCGAAGCAUUAGGAUUAGGUGGUCAUCUACAACAUUACAAUGGAUUAGUUAAGGGUGCCUUACCAAAGGAUAUCCCUGAAUCUUGGAGUGUUCAUUCUCAAUUAGUCUUUGGUGCUAGAAAUGGUGAACCUGAUAACAAGACUUACAUUCACAACCCAAUUAAGAUCUAUAAUUAA
This is a messenger RNA of Naumovozyma dairenensis CBS 421, 582 nucleotides long. Its product is annotated as nitroreductase family protein. The transcript has a single exon. The record is from RefSeq and is a predicted model, not a curated record. Gene Ontology annotation, biological process: cellular response to oxidative stress. The coding region runs from base 1 to 582 and encodes 193 amino acids. NCBI's taxonomy places the organism in Eukaryota, Fungi, Ascomycota, Saccharomycetes, Saccharomycetales, Saccharomycetaceae.